This is a messenger RNA of Anneissia japonica, 1058 nucleotides long. Its product is annotated as fibropellin-1-like. The record is from RefSeq and is a predicted model, not a curated record. The coding region runs from base 33 to 1043 and encodes 336 amino acids. Gene Ontology annotation, cellular component: extracellular matrix. The transcript has 5 exons. NCBI's taxonomy places the organism in Eukaryota, Metazoa, Echinodermata, Crinoidea, Comatulida, Comatulidae.
CUUGUGGUGCUAACUCCGCAUAUAAUCCAUGCAUGAGUGCUUGUCCCUUGACCUGCGCUACACAGGAUCCAGCACCAUUUUGCCCAUACGCUUGUGUUGACGGAUGUGAAUGUGAUCCAGGGUUCUACCAGGAUGGUUUCAACUGUGUCCCUGUCGAAGAAUGCGGAUGCACCAUUGAUGGAUAUUACUAUUCUAUUGGAUCAUCGUAUGUGACCUCAAACUGUAAUACGGAAUGUGAAUGCAAAGGCAACAACACGUUUGAAUGCAGCAGUAUAUCGUGUGAUACUUACGCUUAUUGUGGAACUGAUUCCGGUGACUAUGGAUGUCAUUGUCUUGAGGGAUUUGUAGGUGAUGGCCACGAAUGUACUCCAUUAGCAUGUCUACCUGAGCCGUGUGCAUGGAAUGCAACUUGUCUCUAUCGACCUUCCUUUGACCUUGGUUUCUUCUGUGCUUGUGAAGACAGCAACACUAUGGGACUUUAUUGCAACGAAUCUGCAACUUACACUGAGGAGUUUACAUGUUAUGGAUUGGAGUGUGCAAAUGGUUAUUUCACAUCAGUCAACUAUCCAGAAUUUUAUCUUGAUAAUUAUGUUGGUUGGUAUCGUGUGUUUGUGCCUAAUGCCACCUCAAUCACGUUCAGAUUCAACUCGGACUUUGCGAUAGAGCAUACAAAAGACGCCCUCUAUGUUGGUCCCGGUUUAAUGUACACUGACUCGGUCAUGGAACGUGCAGCAGUUGAAGCUGAAAGUUUGUAUUUUUUGACUGGUUAUGGUUAUGAAGGGCCAAUUAUUAUAGAGGGCGACACAGCUUGGAUGUAUUUCACUACUGACUUUAGUGUCCGGUACGAAGGAUGGCAUGCAUCAUUUGAAGCAGGUUUUGGAGAGUUUGACAAUGACCAGUUCUGCUUUUAUAAUACGCAAACACGCAUGAAUGGGGAAGUAUGGGACUUGGGAGUAUGUGAUACCUGUUCAUGCACCAAUGGAACAGUAAUGUGUACAAAUGUAAGUACAUGUACAGGAGAUGUUGUUGUCUUGAUCCUGUAAAUGAAAAUUAUAUAA